GCCGUCUAUCCCCUGGAUCCUUGAAAAACAACUUGUCCCAUGGACCGUUAAUGACUCACCGUAGAGAGAUUUAGGGCGCAUCAUAGGUAUUCCAUUUUGACACUUGAUUCGAUAAAUAACAACUCGCUGCCCGUAAACCUCUUAUCGCCUUGUCAUGAUGCCCGUCAGUCCAUUGGACCCAACGACGGGCACCCAGACCCAUCUACAGUACAACCAUCGAUCUGCUAGGUUCUAGCAGCAUGUCCGAAUCAGCAGUCGCCGAAGCUGCAUACUUUCAUACACUGAAUGCGCGGCCAUACUUUUUCCCUGCUGAAACUCGGGACAAGCGACUGCCAGAUGUGGUUUCCCGCUUGACUGACCUCCCUGCUGAGAUACGGUGGAAGAUUUUCAAUCAUGCUUUCCAAGGCAACCGGGUCGCCGUGACGGCGAAGUCGGGGUGUUACUGCUCCUCGGAUACCACUGGACCAUACCGUGCCGAUCAUCAAUGGAUUCUGAAGUCGGCGCCGCCUGGCCAGGUACGGCGUGAAGCGCAACGUGCCUUUGUUCGGAUUGCGCUGUGGGAGCUCCAUUGCCAACAAGCUAUGAAUUCUUUUUUAGAUAGAAUGAUUGCUCUAGGUUGCCUGGACGAAGUCCGUCACUUGCGGCUGAAUGUCUUCGAGAUUGACUUGAAGUGGGAGCUGAACCUGGAGAGCUUUCCGAAAUUGAGAACGGCCACUUUCUCACCGUGGCAGAAGGGCUGGACAGUUGAUGUUCCAGAGCUUGCCAAUUCGGAGAUGUUGUCUGAUGCGCAUGUUAUGCUCAAAGUUUCGCAUGUCCUCGAAUCCAAGGAGGGUUAUGACCCUGUCAUGAAGGCGUUCAGGUUGCCACGGACCUACGAGAUGUACUUUGUCUUCCCAAUCAGGCAUUUCUCGCCAGAGAAAACGCACUCUGGGGAUCCAUGUUGGCAACUGAGUAUCUGGAGAGCUCACUUGGACAGAGGGACGAUCGAGAGAGACUGGCGUGAAGUGCAUCUUGUACAGGAAGCAACGCUGGAUUGAUUGUGCCCAUUACGGUUGCCAGGAACGUAACAUUUUGCGAGAUUCGCGGACGCCAUAUUGUGGCACUUUGCAGCUCCAUUCUUGUUCGUUGAUAUACUAAACCCCUCAGGUAUUCUUUCACGGCCCCUGGCAAAACCUCGUAAACCUUUCCUGUCCUCAAGCUCCUCUUUUCCUCGCUCUCUCGAGCAGCCAUGAUUGAUCAAUUCUUGUACGUCACGAGCUUUCGCAUCGCCGUGCACUCGGUACAGUACAAGAACUGUACGUGUAACUUGCCAUACGAACAAGGGUCGUUUUCUGGCAAAGUACGAG
Exophiala viscosa is the source of this 1346-nucleotide messenger RNA. RefSeq lists its product as uncharacterized. The record is from RefSeq and is a predicted model, not a curated record. The coding region runs from base 240 to 1037 and encodes 265 amino acids. The transcript has a single exon. Lineage: Eukaryota; Fungi; Ascomycota; Eurotiomycetes; Chaetothyriales; Herpotrichiellaceae.